AACGUGCGUGAGGGGACAAAAAUGGACUGGCACAUUCAGCGAGUAAAAAGGGGUCGAUGUAAGUCUGAACAUAAUGAAAGUACUGUAAUUCACUUAAUAAUUGUCGGAUCAAUUCUAUCCUCACAACAUAUAGGAAGACAAUCUAAAUGACCUAUAUAACUAAAGUCAUACUGCAAAUAAGGUUGCUUGAAAGUUGGUGGGGAUAAUUUCAGCAUCCUGAAAAGUUGGUAGUGUUAUGUCCCCACCGUCCCAAUGCAAACCUACGCCCUUGGUCAGUCUUUUUAAUGUAUUCUUCACAAAAAGUAGUUGUCGUGGUUCAAAUGAAAACGGAGUGUGUGACCUGAGAUUGUUUUUCCUGCUACUUCCACUGUCCGCACAACAACAUCAACCAAUUAAAUCAGUGGGCGUUCCACCACUUGCAAUGUUUCGCGCUCUCAUUACGUUCUUGACCUGUCAUUCAAACUAUCAGCCUUCUGAUUGGCUCUAUGUUCGACGCUCGAUUUGUACGUUUCAAGAGCGACCCAUUCGUUGCACCGGGUUAAUGUUGAAAGGUGACACGAGUCUACGACAGUUAGAUAAUUGGAAUCGUAUUUUGCCUUAGUAAAUAUAUAAGCAACCUUUUUCAUUUGCUGUUAAAUCAUGAUAACGGCGUGUCAUGUUGCGUUGAGGAGUCUAGGUUUUGACUGACAGUGUCUACUUGUUAAAACAAGCUAAAAUGAACACUCUGGUGGCCAAAUUAAAUCACAGAUGGACUACUUCACUUUUGAAACAAUCUCGGGAAACAACAACCAUGGCUUUCAAGGUCCAGCUCUCCACAAUUCCCCCUAAACCUGUCAUCCCCUCCAAGAAGCCUUUCAAAGUGGACCUUAUUGGUGGAAAGCGUUACGCUUGGUGCACAUGCGGGCACAGCAAGAAACAGCCGUUCUGUGAUGGAGCACACAAGAACAAAGCCCAGGGUCUUUCACCAUUACGUUUCGUCCCAGAGAAAGACGCAACAGUUUGGCUGUGUGGUUGCAAAUACACUAACAACCCUCCAUACUGUGAUGGCACACACAAGCAGGACUUCAUCACAUCUGCCCCACUGCAUGAAGACAACUGAUAGUGGCAGUGUUUCUUGCUUCCUCAGGGGCUGUUUGGCUGAAUUUUCAAGCAAACUUCACUGGAAAUUUUGAAGAAUAUCACCUCUUGCUGUAAAGAAAAAAUAUACUGUAUGCACGGUUGGAUAUAAUUAUAUAAUUACGCUCAGAUGCAGAAGUGAUUGGACCCUACACUCGUCCAUCAGUGGGUCAAAAAUUACCAAUAUUAGAAUCAAUGUGUUUUUAUGGCAUUUUGGUGAAAUAUAAUCACUUGUAUCAUAUUCAGUAUUAUAUUUAGAGCCACGCAAGAAUUAUUUCAGGUUUGAAAUACCUAUAUUUUUCACUUAACAUUUUUGAAAAAAAGAUCUACCCAGAACAGCAAUAGACUGUAUCUCCUCUUGUAUUAUAUCAUCAGUAAUGAAGAGCUCCCAUGCAUGUUUUUGGUGAGACAGUGGUGCUAAGCCCUUGUGCAAGCCCUGACUGACUUCUAAAGAUAUUUUGGCUCUGUGGGCGGUAACUUGCUCCAGUAAGAGCCAUACCAACACAUUCUGUUGGCCAUGAUUUGGAAACUUUCUUCUUCAGAGGACCCAUAAGUGGAAUCUUAUGAGUCAGAUUAAUCCUGUUCAGUUGGGUUUCCAGGUGGAUGACUGCAACCUUGACAAUAGUCCGGGUCCUCAUCAUCAGAAAUUUCGGACUUGAGUCCAACCCAGUUACUGCCUUUCCAUCAUCCAGCAUCUGUAAGGCCAUUUCAGCUGCGCAUCUAGCAGCCAUGACACCUUGGAAAAGGAAAAAUAACAGGAAUGUUUUCAACAAUAGAUUAGUAUGUACAGUAGCUAUAUAACUAAAUACACACAUAGCAUAUACAGUAAUGUUGGCUAACUUCGCAAGUUAUGAAUUAAGCUAAUUUGUUGAUAAUGAAUAAAAUUAGUCAUUGAAGACACUAGAGAAAGACCAAUUAUCGGCUGGGCUGAUUAUCGGUGCCGAUAUUUGGAAAUUUAACGUUUAUACUGUAGAUAUCGGCAUUUUUCUUAAUCUGACAGGCAGAUAUGAAAAAAAUCAAUUUAAAACUGGGUUAUGACGGAAAACACAAGGCUGAAAAAGCAGUUUCUGCUCUUGCACCCCUCUUUAAAAUAAACUGCUGUAUUUUAAGCCAAAAGAACUGUUGUGUUUAAUAGAACAAUAUGUCUCUAUGUCAACAUGCUGCCAUGGCAGAUUCAUAGCGCAUUAAGUCCGAAACUAGUUUUAAUUUGUCUGUUUUACCCUGGAAACCCCCAUUUACAGAUGUCGCGCAACCACUUUUGUUUCAACCUAGCCAUAAAAAGAAGGUAUGUAAUCGUAUUUAUUAUUUGAAAUGUAUGUCAUUUUUUGCUUAGAAUCAUUGAUGUCUAAAAUUUAAAAGAAAAAAAAAAAACUGAAAAAUUAUUCACUCGCAUAUUUGAAUCUUUUCAACAAAUUACAUCACAAUGAAAAAAUUAGCGUUUCUAAAUAAAUCAUGGAUAUCUACCUCAUAACCAUCGGUUAAUUGUGUUUUUUUUUUUUUUCCGUUACUGUCGCAUUUUCCCCAAUAUUUUAGACGAUAAAUAAUCGAUCCAAACAAAGAAAAAUUGGAGGGAAAAAAAGGGUAAAUAUAUGAAAAUGAAAAUCUCGACCACUCCGUGAUGUCUGCAAUUUCUGCAUCGCGUCCCUUGUUAUAUUACCAUGUUUCACCCAUAAAAUCCCCCCAAAAUCUGGCUGUAGCCAUUCACAGCUGUGUCUUGACACUCGGUGAUACAUGCUACAUGGAGUUUUUGGACCGAAAAGAGGUAAAUACGCGAUAUCUCGUUAAAAUCGUCUAUACCAUGCUCUCGCGUGCUCUCACCUCGAGUUAGGGUUUAGGGGUUUAAUUUUUUUUUUUUAAUGCCCUCCUGUUCAAAAAUUUUCUUCCCCUAGAAAAUUGAGAUUUUAAGCUUUCCAAUGAUGUACCACACAUGCAUGUGGGACAAUUUUGAAAUUUGGCCAAAUUAGGGGUCUCAGAGCGGAACUUCAAGUCACCUGAGUGUUUUCCGCCUAAUAUAUUUGUUAUUUAUAUGAUUAGUGUGUCCAUUAGUCCAGUUUUUUUUUUUAUUUGUGGUUCUAUAUUUUCAGUGGAAAAAAUUCAGAGAGCUAUUUAUUUAACAUUUUAUUUAAAUUUAUAAGAUUUUUUCAGAGUCUAGGAAAUUCAGGCACUUCUGGAGCUAUUAUUUUCUAUUUAUGUGAUUCAAUAAACAUGCUUUAGGCAAUCCAAUGAAGUUCGGUGUUUGCAUUAUUCAAUUUUUUUACAGGAAUUCUUACACUUUUACUGCAAAUUAAUAUUGGCUCCAAAAAUGUUUUCUGACCCUUGAACUACUAAUAAUCGGUAUCGGUCUUGAAAAAAACAUAUCGGUCGAUUUUUAAAAGACAUCUAAAUAUAAUAUGAAGAUAAUACUUACACAUAUCAGAUCCUGGUGUAUAAAAUAAUCUUCCUGAGGGGUGACUUCUUAUCUAGGGCGUAGGUUUGCAUAGGGACGUUAGGGACAUACCACUACCAAAUUUUCAGGAUGCUCCAAUUGUACCCACCAGCUUUUAAGCAACCUUUUAUUUAAAUUCAUAAGAUUUUUUUCAGAGUCUAGGAAAUUCAGGCACUUCUGGAGCUAUUAUUUUCUAUUUAUGUGAUUCAAUAAACAUGCUAUAGGCAAUCC
This is a messenger RNA of Corythoichthys intestinalis (scribbled pipefish), 3772 nucleotides long. Its product is annotated as CDGSH iron-sulfur domain-containing protein 3, mitochondrial-like. The record is from RefSeq and is a predicted model, not a curated record. Lineage: Eukaryota; Metazoa; Chordata; Actinopteri; Syngnathiformes; Syngnathidae. Gene Ontology annotation, molecular function: 2 iron, 2 sulfur cluster binding. The coding region runs from base 716 to 1099 and encodes 127 amino acids. Gene Ontology annotation, cellular component: mitochondrion. The transcript is spliced from 3 exons.